AUGUUGAGUUUAUUAGCUAAUCACAACCUAGUAGCUAACAAGAAGAAGUGUUUUUUUGCCCAACAAAGUGUGGAGUAUUUGGGGCACAUGAUCACAGAACACGAUGUAGCUGUAGAUCCUAGAAAGGUGACCAGUGUGAUGCAAUGGCCACAACCUAAGAAUGUAAAAGGGGUGAGAGGGUUCUUAGGACUCACAGGAUAUUACAGGAAGUUUAUAAAGGAUUAUGGAAAAAUUGCUAGACCAUUAACUGAGCUUACCAAGAAGGAUAGUUUCAAAUGGGGAGUGGAAGCUCAGCAAGGCUUUGACGAGUUGAAGGAGAGGCUUACAUCAGCAGUUGUGUUACCUUUACCAGAUUUUUCCAAGAGUUUUUUGAUUGAGUGUGAUGCUUCAGGAGGAGGAAUAUAG
Messenger RNA from Lathyrus oleraceus (garden pea), 405 nucleotides. RefSeq lists its product as uncharacterized. The record is from RefSeq and is a predicted model, not a curated record. Lineage: Eukaryota; Viridiplantae; Streptophyta; Magnoliopsida; Fabales; Fabaceae. The coding region runs from base 1 to 405 and encodes 134 amino acids. The transcript has a single exon.